Ctenopharyngodon idella (grass carp) is the source of this 7939-nucleotide messenger RNA. It is a transcript of the gene kcnj21, whose product is annotated as potassium inwardly rectifying channel subfamily J member 21. NCBI's taxonomy places the organism in Eukaryota, Metazoa, Chordata, Actinopteri, Cypriniformes, Xenocyprididae. The record is from RefSeq and is a predicted model, not a curated record. Gene Ontology annotation, biological process: regulation of monoatomic ion transmembrane transport; potassium ion import across plasma membrane. Bases 836 to 1813 code for a protein of 325 amino acids. Gene Ontology annotation, cellular component: plasma membrane. The transcript has 4 exons. Gene Ontology annotation, molecular function: G-protein activated inward rectifier potassium channel activity.
AAUGAAAAUUCUGUCAUCAUUUAUUCACUCUCAUCUUCUGCAGAAAAUAUUCCGAAGAAUGUUGGCAUUCAAACAACAUUGAUUAUCAUUUUUUGCUGCACAAAAUAAAGUGGAUGACAGAAUUUUCAUUGCCGGCUGAAUUUUGCUUUUGUACGGUUUGAAUAAAGAAAAUGUCCACAGAAAAAAAAAAGACAAAAAAUAAUAACUACUAAUGUUACUCAUGUAUGUGUCCCCUGCCAUGAGACAUAAGACGUUGUCGUUGAUCUCACUGUGCAGUUGCAUCACAGACGUUAUGCUGAAUUAUUCUGAAUUGAGAUAAUGCAUUAGUGUGCCGCACGCGCUUGGAGAGAGGCAGGAACUGUGGGAGGGGACAUGUGUAUCACGCGUUCGCUCAUGCUGCUGUGUUUCGCCUACCAAUUUCACCUCAUCGUGCACAUUGUUCCUGCGAUCUGAACGAGCGCACUGACACUUCGAUCCUCCCGCAUCCCUUCCACACACCUUCAUCUCAUGUGGAUCUGCCCGCGUUCAGAGGGAACUGGAGAGCUGGCCAGAAUAAACAACCGUAGCUUUGCGCGACUCAUUAUUUAAUUCGUCUGACUUUUUGAGACGUGAUUUAAACCGAAACGGUUUGAAGACCUACAAGUCGUCGUCAUAUUGUCUGUUUAUGCGCUUGGAGACAAUGUUUUAAAGGAAACAUUGGCGCGCGCGCUUCUCUUUAAAUGAGCUCAGAUUGGAGAGCCACUGGGAAGCCUAGCAAGGAACUAACUUGAACUACGAAAUUGGAGAGCUCCAGCUACUGUGUUGGAUCGGUGACGACGUCUACGGCUUCCGGGCCAUGAGUAGCUUUAAGGGCCAGGAUGUUGAAAAACAGGGCAUCAAGCUGCCAAAAAAAUGGAUUGAUUCCAAUGAUAAAAUCCCCACAGACCGUACAAUGGUUGUUGGGGGAAGUGUGGGAGGAGGAGACGCUUCUGAUCCUUCAGGAUGUCCGCUGAAGAAACGGCGCCAACGCUACGUGGAAAAGGACGGCAAGUGCAAUGUCCAUCAUGGAAACGUGCGCGAAACAUACCGUUACCUGACAGACAUCUUCACCACGCUAGUGGACUUAAAGUGGCGCUUCAAUCUGCUGGUCUUCACGCUGGUCUACACCACCACCUGGGUGUUUUUUGGCCUCAUUUGGUGGCUCAUCGCCUACAUCCGUGGAGAUCUGGACCAUACUGAUGACGCCAAGUGGACACCUUGUGUGAAUAACCUUAAUGGCUUCGUCUCUGCGUUCCUUUUUUCCAUCGAGACCGAGACCACCAUCGGUUAUGGGUACCGUGUCAUAACGGACAAAUGCCCCGAGGGAAUCAUCCUGCUUCUGGUGCAGGCCAUCUUGGGCUCCAUCGUCAAUGCCUUCAUGGUGGGUUGCAUGUUUGUGAAAAUCUCACAGCCAAAGAAACGCGCCGAAACUCUCAUGUUUUCCAACACAGCUGUGAUAUCCGUGCGGGACAGCAAACUGUGUUUGAUGUUCCGUGUCGGUGACUUGCGAAACUCGCACAUAGUGGAGGCCUCCAUUAGGGCCAAGCUCAUCCGCUCUAAACAGACCAAGGAAGGAGAGUUCAUUCCCCUAAACCAGACGGACAUUAAUGUGGGCUUUGAUACGGGGGACGAUCGACUGUUUCUGGUGUCACCGCUGAUCAUUUGCCAUGAGAUCAACAAGAACAGCCCCUUCUGGGACAUCUCUCAGGAGCAACUGUCACGAGAAGAGUUUGAAAUAGUGGUCAUCCUGGAAGGAAUGGUAGAGGCCACAGGUAAAUCGGAGCUCCUUGGAUGAAUCAGGAGUAUUUAAAUGGGUGUUGCCUGAAAGUCAAACAUGAAAAGUGACCAGAUUUACCACAGUUCCCCUGGUAACAGAAUGCUGACAGCAGGGCGUGAUAUGGUAUUUUCAUGGGAUUCGCUAAUUAUAUUGACAGUGUAUUCAUGUGACAGCAGUUGCAAUUACACUAUGCUAAUUAGCUUUUGCAUUGUGUUCUGUGUCAGUAUAGACAGAUAUUGCUGCCUGCAUGGAGCAGGAAGAUGGAGGACUCUUGAGAUGUUUCUCAGUAAGACAAGCUCAUGGCCUGUCGAUAGAUCCGCCUCAGGGAAAUUAGUGAGCAGAAGACAAUUGAAAGAACUAUAAUGCAAUUCACUCUCACGCAUACAUAAAUACACACACGGCUCACAAACACACUCUCUCCUACAUCUAAAAUAAUGAAUCAUUGCUCAGGAGUGGGAUGCAGUGAGUAGUUUCAGUCCACAAUCAUCACACUUGUUCAGAGCAGUUAAACUUUUUUUUGUCUCACAUCUGACAUUCAAGAGCAUCCCACUUUCAGUCGAUGUAGGUUUAACCUAUCUAUUAUUAGACAAAAAGCAGGAUAACAGUAAAAGAAUCAGUAUCAGAAAUAAUACCAAACUAUUCAGGUCAGGACUGUACCUCAAGGCCUAAUGAAAUUGGAAAAUUAUAGAGAAUAAUUAUUGAUUUCUUUUUCAUGUCUGACAGUGACAAGUAAUGAAAUAAUGGAGGUUUAAGAUUGGCCAAUAAGGGUAAUGACAUCAGGGAGACACAGAACUUGGUCCAAGUCUAAUAACAAUUAUAAUUGUUCUCAUAACAAAUGUAAUUUAAGCCUGAACCUGAGCAACAACUCAGACUUAAAGGGAUACUUCAUCCAAAAAUCUGUCAUUUACUCACCCUCAUGUUCUUGACUUACUUUCUUCUGUGGAAUGCAAAAGAAGAUAUCUUGAAGAAUUUAACUGUUCUUGUCCAUAUAAUGAAUGUCAAUGGGGUCCAAAACAACAUAUAUGGAUUGUAUGAUUCAUUGUCUGGACAAAACAGCACUGAGACACUGACACACAAAUCUCUUAUUUUGUAUCCCAUACAAGGAAGAAUGUCAUACAGGUUUGGAACAUGUUGCUGCUUACCACAGAGAAAAAAAUAAUUAAAAUAAUGCAUUAACAAUUGAGGUCUAUGGGACACGACAUAGAGUGCUGCAGGGAUGAUGUAUUUUUGUAGGCCAAAACCCGGAAGUAUUUUGGCAGUUUCCAUCGUCCUGAAGUAAGUGUGUUUUUGGUUAAAUGCCUGAAAUAAGGUCUGUGGAAAACACAAGCUCAAGAUAUUUUCAUUUUUUAUUCUGUGACAUAAAAUACAUCAGUAAUACCCCCUUGUGAUUUUUUUAAAGCUUUUACUUGCUAACCAGUGGCAAAAUGGGACUAAAGAGGUUGUCGGGGACAUUAAACGUCAUCACACUGAACAAGAAUACUCAUCUACUCACUAGUCCACUUUCAGAGCCUUAUUGCGUUUUGAAUCAUGCUCUCGCAAACUAUUCUAACUCAAAUGUUCAGGGAAAACAUUUUUUAAAUAAAGACUUGUCCGACACUAGUGACAUUGAAGUCAUGCAACUGUGGUGUAGUUUGUUUUGCUUUUAACUACUGCCGAUUGUAUUUAGUAUUCAAAAUUCAUAAAAGUUGUGUUCAAUUGUGAGGAUUAACAUGUAGAUAAAACAUGUAAGAAUCAUACAUUUUUGUUAGUAACUGCUUUUUUAAUGUUUUAUUUUUUAAAAUAAUCCUAUUGGGUUUUUGUCGAGGCAACCAGGGUAAUGCAAACUUCCAGGUUGCGCUACAAAAAUAUGUCAUCACAGCAGCUCUCUGUUGCACUGGUAUAAAUGCUAAAAUACACACAAAAGCCACAAAACUUAAACAUUAUAUGUAUUAAUUGUAAUAAAAGUGCUUACUAAUCUUAUCUGUGCAAAGUUAUUUCCAAUUUAUGCCUGUCUGUAAUGUGUAUGUUCAGUUUUUGUGUGUGUGUGUGUGUGUGCGCGUGUGUGUGUGUGUGUGUGUGUGUGUGUGUGCGUGUUCAGUUUUGGUUUUAUUUUGGUUUCAGUUCUGUUCCUGUUUUUCCUGCCUUAGUUCAGUUCCCACACCUGUUCCGUUUUAUCCUUGAUUACGCUCCACAUGUAUUUAAGCCCUGUGUUUUGUUCAGUUUUUUGUCCGGUAUCGUCUGUUUAAGUGGUUGUGUUAGUUUAUUUCUCUGACGAUCUCCUGAUUGUUCCUUGUUUAUUUUAUUAAAGACUAUUUUGUUUAUCUACUCCUCCUUCGUGCGCUUCACUACAGCCACACCCUGACAGAAUACCGGACCUUGAAAAGAUUAGAUUGCGGCUUUUUUCUUGCUUUCUUUCUUUGCUCCCCCCUCACUAGCCAGUAAAGAGAACUAAGUCAACCAUCACCCCUGACCAGGUGCAUGAGCCGGCAACACUGUGUGGGACUGCUCAUGGAGUACGAGGGAAUAGAGGAAGACCCCGCCCACACUCCCACUGCAGCUGGCCUCUGCAAACUGUUUUUAUGAUAAAUUGGAAGAGGAUAUUUCCCUUAUUCUCCAGUCCCCGUUGGUUCCGCCCAGCUCCAAGUCUCCUGUGUCUCCGCUGGUUCCACCCAGCUCCAAGUCUCCUGUGUCUCUGCUGGCUCCGCCCAGCUUGAAGUUUUCUGUGCCCCGGCUGGUUCCGCCCGGCUCAGAGUCUCCUGUGUCUCCACAGUUCCCACCCAGCCUCUCUCUCCCACCUCCUCUUCCAAACUCAGCCAGUUGCUCAGCCCCGCCUCCGCUGGUUCCCUUCAGUCCCUCGGCUCCUCUUCUGAUGCCUCUCUAUUGUGUGGAUUUGGUCUCCAGCUCCACCCAUUCAAGAGGAUCCCCUGACUCCGCCUCCAGCCGUCGAUCCCGUCACUCCACCUUGGCCCGUCGACCUGUCAGCUCCACCUUGGUUCCUCCCUCCCUCGGCUCCACCUGGGACCACCGUCCUUACGGCUCCACCAGGCUCCCUCAUUCCUCCGGUUCCGCCUUUGUCAGACAUCACCCUGCCUGUGCCACAGACUUACGGGCCUUCAGCUACGCUUUGUCCCUACACCCCUUCAGCUCCAUCGGGCUCCGCCUUCACUCCGGCUCCUCGUUGGUCCUCAGUCCCACCGGCUCCACCUCAGUCCUCUAGCUCCACCUCGGAUGUUUGUCACUGUGGCUCUGCCUCGGCCUGCAGGACCAUCGCCUGGUCUCGCUGGCUCCACUUCCAUCGACCUCAUCUCCGUCAGUCACCCCCCUGGAGUCAUCAGCCAAGUCUCCACCAUGGUUCCUCCCUCCAUCGACUCCACCGUGGGCCAUCGUCCUGGCUGAGCUUUGGGUACUCGCCUGGCUCCUCCUGCUCCUGGCUCCUCCCUCCACUUCCCCAUGGACUGUUCUGCCUGCCCCUGUUUGGUUACGUCCCUCUCCAGCUCCAUGUCCUCCACCUGAGCCCCCUCCCUCCCUCCUCUGUUUGACUCCCCAUGUAUUGUGUUUUGUUCCGUUCUUUGUUCAAUCUAUGUGUUCGAUCUAAGUCCUGAGUGUUCCUUGUUUAUUUUAUUAAAGACUAUUUUGUUUCUCUACUCCUUCGUGUGUUUCACUACAGCCACACCCUGACACUGACAUAAACAAAUAAAAGGAACUACUUACUUAACCCGAGGUUCAUCCACCUAAAACAAUAGUGUCACCACUAAAAGGAUGAUUCAGACAAAUUUACAGCUUAAAUAAUCUUUAUGUAUGGAAGAAUUAAUGUAAGUGUUUUAGCAAAAAAAAAAAAAAUUCAAGCUGCACAUUUUGGCUUUUAAACCCUCUGGAAUUAAUUGCACCAUAGACUUUUAUUAUUUCAAACACGUUUUUACAAACUGAGGUGAAAUUAUUGUCUGUGGUAGUCGAUGAUACAGAUGCUGUCGAGAGAGCUUAACUUGUGUUGAACCCAGCACAUACCCUUAAAUAAAGCCUUUUAAACUGCCCACGGGGUGCUGCAUUUAGCAGAACCUGCUUGAUGUGGCCCUCAGAGGCUUUGAAAUGUUUUAAAACCUCUUCCCUUUAAUAAAUUAAGGCUUUAGUAUCAGCGAGGCUUUGGUUCUGCUUCUACUUGGGUUCUUGUCUAAUGUUUUGGAAUUGCCCUGUGUGGCUAACAAAGCAUUUUAUUCACAGUGAAAUGUUUUUGAAUUAACAGACUUCAAGUUUAAAAUGUCCGAAUGGAGGUGUUAAAGUCAACUGCAGAGCAUUAUCACUGAAAGUAAAGCUUCUCUUGUGGUUUUGCAGUAGUAUGCAUUGAUUAUAUCGUUAGAUGCUUACCCAGUGUGGUUAUUAUACACUGGGAAUCUCAUGAAUUUUGAUGUGUUUGAUGAAUGAUAUCUGCUGAGUUUUUCCUAAAUAUCAUUUAUAUUCAUUAUGACAGCCCCUAUACAUCACUGUGUGUGUUUGCUUAUGUGAGUGUUUGAAAAGGCUUGUUGAAAGUGUUUUGUUGCUGUGUUUGUCACUGCAUGUCUUUGCAGUAAUUGAUGUGUUUAUUUGAGGUUCACUUAAGCAGAUGAUUAAAAAGCUUGUAUUCUAUUUUUAGGUGGUGUGCACAUAAAUAUUCAGCAGAGCAAGUGCAUACAUGUCUGCGUGUUUCACAGGAAACAUGAUAUUUUCAAUGAAUUAAGCUUACAGUACAUUUCUGUUGACAUAUUGGCAGGAUCAUCACUAACCUUAAAAGGUCAAAAGCACAAUUAGACAGUGAUCUUUAGGUAUUUGGAAAAAGAUGAAAUGGAACAGGUAGUUCUUCAGCAAAUGUUACAGAAGCCUUAUUGAGGGAUUAAUAUGUAGCCAAUACUGAACUGACCUAAUCAUAGGUGUUCAAAAUGAAGAAAUAAUAAUAAAUUCUGUUUUAUAUUUUAUAUAUUACAAACUUAAGCCACAGUAAAAAUGUUAUGUCAUAGCAUUAGAUAACAAAAUAUAAAAAAAUAAUAAUACAGUAUGUAUCUAAUAAAAAAAAAAAAAAAAUUAUUUUAUAGCCUGUAUUUAUAUGAACUCAGAUACGGUUUGAAAUUAAACAUUUUGUCAACUAGGCCUAAUGCAAAGACAUCUAUACAUUAUACAUACAUUUAUAAGUAGACCUAUGUCUUAAGUGUCUACAUUUGUUUUAGAGCCACUAUAUAUUCAAGUAUUGCUCUAAAUAAAUAAUUAAAAAAUUAACUUUCCAAAUAUUGCUAUUUGUCCUACUUUGGAUUUAAUUUAACAAGAGAUUUGCUUCUUCAAGUCUCUUAAUUUUUCUCUAAUAAACUAAGGCAAAGCAAGUGUUCAAUUCUGAUUUAUUCCUCAGAUCCGAUGUUUUUGUUUGGAUGUUCACAUCAUUUUUUAAAUGUGGCCAAUAUCAAAUUAGAGUGUGAACAGGUCACGAUCCUGAACUGACUCGCAUGCACAAAAGAACUAUAACAAAGACGGCACAUAUAUGGAAGUAAACAAGGAGUUUACUGAAGUCAACAUUUACGCAUUCAUUUAGGCUAUCAGGUGAUGUGCUGCAGAAGCCAGUGAAUUUGUGUGCAGGCGAUAAGGAGGAUGCAGACGAGGAGAAAGAGAGCACAGUUCUUCUCAUACUGUUUUUUUUCCCCCACGUUUUGUGCUUGUAUAGAGCUGUCACUGUCAUAUUUAUGAGUAUAAAAGCACUGACUAACUUCGCUGCCAUCUUCCAUAUUCAAAGAACUACCGGUAAAAUCUUUGGAGUGACUCCCAUCAGGGCAGAAUUGUGACAAAUGUUGAUCUAUAGAGUGACGUAAAAGUCGCGUGAAUCCCGAUUCGACUGUUCAGACUGAGGCCGCAAUGCAAAACAUCAGACCUGUAUCUGAUUUAAAUUAUGAUCACAUAUGGAAGUGGCCUAAAUCAUCAGAUUCCAUGUGGUUUCAGCUGUUCACACUGUAAUGAAAAAAAAAAAAAAACAGACUCAAGUCGCAUAUGAGCAAAAUAUUUGGGCCACUUUAACCUGCAGUCUGAAUGUAGGCCUAGCCUAAUAUAUGAUUGUCCACACCAUAGUAGGUCUAAUUUGGAUUCAGCCUCUUUCUGUUUUCAUUGCUAUUUUUGUUGUUCUUUUCUGUACUCAUGACGUUUUCAUCUGUCUUU